Echinococcus granulosus is the source of this 249-nucleotide messenger RNA. RefSeq lists its product as hypothetical. The transcript is spliced from 2 exons. NCBI's taxonomy places the organism in Eukaryota, Metazoa, Platyhelminthes, Cestoda, Cyclophyllidea, Taeniidae. The record is from RefSeq and is a predicted model, not a curated record. Bases 1 to 249 code for a protein of 82 amino acids.
AUGGCAACCUCAAUCAGCCUGACAGGAUACCCAAUGCACACACCCACCACGUGGGUUGACCCUGUCGUCUUCUUCAUUCAAGACGUCUGUCCCAAAUUCUUCACCUUCGCAUUGUUUGAUUAUUGGUCUAGCUUAGAAUGCACAGCCAAAACUAUAGACAUAUACAUAGCACUACCCUGCACCGCCUGCAUGCACAGCAGCGCAUCCACCGGCAACGGCUACAGCUUUCGAUCAGUUCAAUUCCUCUAG